Aphidius gifuensis is the source of this 4519-nucleotide messenger RNA. It is a transcript of the gene RhoGAP93B, whose product is annotated as probable serine/threonine-protein kinase DDB_G0282963. Gene Ontology annotation, biological process: signal transduction. Gene Ontology annotation, molecular function: GTPase activator activity; protein binding. Gene Ontology annotation, cellular component: cytoplasm; cytoskeleton. The record is from RefSeq and is a predicted model, not a curated record. NCBI's taxonomy places the organism in Eukaryota, Metazoa, Arthropoda, Insecta, Hymenoptera, Braconidae. The transcript is spliced from 8 exons. The coding region runs from base 162 to 4274 and encodes 1370 amino acids.
UUUUGUUAUAAUUUUUAUAUAUAAAAUAUAAUUAAAAAAUAUUGUUUUCUUUUUUUUUAAAAAAAAUUUUAAAAUACACAUUGUGUUUAUUGGGUUUAUUGAGUCACAAGAACAAUCACUUGGCAAGAAAAAAAAAGGAAAGAAGAAAGCCACUUGACACAAUGGCUUCAGAAAGCAGAAUGGAAUGGGUGGAAAUAAUCGAGCCACGUACCAAAGAGCACAUGUAUGCCAAUCUGACUACUGGUGAAUGUGUCUGGGAUCCACCGCCUGGAGUUCCUGUAAAAAAGACUGAUAAUAAUCAGUGGUGGGAACUAUUUGAUCAAAAUACCUCGAGAUUUUAUUACUACAAUGCAACAUCACAAAAAACUGUUUGGCAUAGACCAACUGAUUGUGAUAUUAUUCCUCUUGCUAAACUUCAGACGUUGAAGCAAAAUACUGAACCAGCUGGUGGUGCUAGUGGGACUGAUGGUCAACCAACAGAAUCACGAAGAAAAGAGACUGUAUCAACUCAAACACAAACAACAACUAUUGGUAGAACUGGAAGAUAUGAACAAGAUAAUUUUGCUUUAUCAUCAGGACAGAUUGGUAUUGGUUCGUGUAAGCCACGUAUAUCAGGUGUUGGUGUAGAUGCUAAAUUAUCACCAUCAUCACCAUUACCAUCAACAAGACGACCUCAUCAUCAUCAUCACCAUCAUCAUCAUCAUCAUCAGUACAAUAAUCGACAUCAUCAUCGUCAUCAUGAUCAACAACAAUCAUCAUCACCACAACAACAACAGCAACAACAACAACCACCACCUCCACCACCAUUGUCAUCAUCAUCAUCAUCAAAUCGUCGUCAUCAUAAUCAUUCACAAGAUUCUGGUCGUUCAAGUGAUAGUUCAAUAUCACACAGUCGUACUUCUCUUGAAUCAGCUGCUGCUGCAUAUCGUCUUCUUGAAUCACCACAUCGUCAUCGUUCUGGAAAUAUUAAUCAACCACCACCACCACCAUUAUCAUCAUCAUCCACAACAACAACAACAGCAGCAACAACAACUCGUGGUAGUGGCAGUAGCACUGGUGGCUCAGCUAGUACACUUGAAGCAAGAUCACAAAAAAGUGGAAGUGGUGGUGGUGGUGGUGGUACAGGAACACUUGAAAGUACAAAAAAUAAUAAUCAUCAAAUAAUAUCUGGUGAACCACCACCACCACCGCCAUCAUCACUUGGUCUUUCAUUAUCAACAAGUACACCAUUAUUUAAAAAAAAAAUAUUUGCUGAACAACAACAACGUGAUGUAAGAGGACAAAAUGUAGAUUCUGAACAACGAAAUAGAAAUGGUCGUGAAUAUAGUAGUGGAAGUAGUCGUGUAUCAUAUGGACCAGAGCCAAGUACAUCGCCUUAUCGUGAAACAUCAAUUGAUUCACGUUUAUAUAGACAAGAAAUGCCACCAUAUCGUCCAACAGAUAAUAUACAACAAUCAAAAACACCACCAUCUUCAUCAUCAUCAUCAUCACAUGAUAAAUAUGGUUUAUUAAUUGAUAAUAGUAAUCGUUAUCAUCGUGAACGUGAUACAACAUUUAAUCGUGAUCGUGUUAAUAGUUUGGAAAAAUCAAAUUUAAGCUCAGGUGGUUAUUAUUCAAGUGGUAGUGGACAUACAAGAAAUAUUAAUAAAAAAGAUAUAUGUGCUAGUGGAAUUGGCAGUAUUGGAAGAAGACAACAUCAAAGUGGUAAUAGUAGUAGUAGUGUUGGUGGUGGUGGUGGUCGUGGUGGUGCUAUAGAUACAAAUACAAAAGAAUUAAUAUAUAGUUCAAUGUUGACUGAUAAAAAAUCAUUUGAUAAUGGAUCUAAAAGAUUAACAACAACAACAACAUCAUCACAACAACAACAUAGUAAUAUAUCAAAACAAAAAAGUUUAGAUGUUAUUGAAAAAAGUUGUAGACAAGUUGUUGAUAAAGAUGAUUAUGCAAGAACAAAAUGUAAUAAUAAUAAUUUAUUAGAUAGUAAUUGUCAACAGGCAUUGGCAAGAAGUUAUAGUUUUGUUCAACAACAAAAAUUACAACAACAAUUAAUGAGACGACGUGAUAGAGAUGAUGAUUCAAUGCAUGAAAGAUAUUUAGUUGGUGCACAAGGACAUCAUCAUCAUCAUCAUCAUCAUCAUCAAAGUGGUAGACAUCGUCUUGAUAGUAAUACAAGCAGUAGUAAUGAAAGUAAUGACAGUAGUUUAAACAGUGCAAUUGUUGAUGAUAUUGCAUCACAUCCAGAUGACGAUGAUGAUGAAGAUGAUGAUAAUCAUGAUCAUGAUGUUGGUAAUAUUAUUAGAAAAAAACGUAGUAAUGGUAAUCCUAGUCCACCAGUAUCACCAUAUUAUGGCAAUUUGAUGGUUGAUGCUGAUCAUUUAUUGCCAUUACAACAUUAUAUUUUACAACAAGCUAAAUUAUCUGGUUGUUACAAAUUUGGUGAUCCUCUUUUAGUUGAGGAAGGUGAAGAUUCACUGGAAGAAGAAGUUGGUGGUGAUAAUAUUGGUACUGGUACUGGUGGUGGUGGUAAAGUUGUUGCUGUUGGAGGAGGUGGUGUCGUUGGAAGUGGUGGUAUAGUUCGUACUGAUGAUGAUUCAGAUGAUCAAUUUGCUGAUGAUGAAGCAGCAAGUAAUCAGGGUGAUUCAUCUAGUCAAGAAUAUUUAGAAGAUCAUUAUGCUGAUUUAGGUAAUUAUGAUACAGCUGGACUUGCAACAUAUUACAAUACAGCUGAAACAUUAACACGUUCACAAGCAGCAAGUUCAGCUCAAUCUACAUUACCAUCAACAGCACCACUUGCACCAAUUAUAACAAAUCAACAAUCUCUAAAAAUAUCAUUACGUGAAAUAAAUUCAAAUACAACAAUAGCAUCAACAACAGCAACAACAGCAACAUCAUUAACAUCAACAACAGCAUCAUUAACAAGCUGUCCAAGACCAACAUCAUUACCAGCAACAAAUACAUUUACAAGCCUAGUCAAAAGUUAUGAUAUUGCUGAUGGUGAUGAUGGACGACGUGAUGAUACAACUGGUGGUGAUAUUGAAAAAUAUGCCCAAGAUAAUGUUAAUUUAAAUUGUGGUAGACCAAAAGGUUUACGUUUAUUAUUUAGAAAAAAAUUUAGUGUACGUGAUAUAUUAAGUUGGUCAAAGGAUCCAAUACCUCGACCAAUGUUAAAUGUUGUUGAGGGUGAAAAAUUAUUAAAACGUGAAGCAUGUAAUUUAUUUAGACUUGUACAAGUAUAUAUGGGUGAUAGAAAAGCAAAUGUUGGUAUGACACUUGAUGGUGUUGCAAUGGAUAUUGUUAAUACUGUAUUUUCAAAACCACCAUUACGUGAUGAAUUAUAUGUACAAAUAUGUCGUCAAACAACUGAAAAUCCACGUAAAGAAAGUUUAAGAAGAGGAUGGGAAUUAAUGGCUGUAUGUUUAGCAUUUGUACCACCAAGUAGUACAUUUGAACCAUAUCUUGAGGGUUAUAUGAAUCGACAUCGUGAUCCAAAUUUUCAAUUUCCUGAAGUUGCUAAAUGGCCAAUUCAUGUACAAGUUAGUCAUUAUGCAACAGUUGCUUGUCGUAGAUUACAAAGAAUUGGUGCUAAUGGUAAAAGACAACCUAAAAAAUCAACAAUUGAAGAUAUUGAUCAGGCACGUCAUCAAAUAUUUCGUGCAUCAAUGUUUGGUGCAACAUUAUCUGAAGUUAUGGCAUUACAACGUGAUCGUUUUCCAAAUCGUGAAUUACCAUGGAUACAAACAACAUUAACACGUCAAGUACUUGUACGUGGUGGUACAUUAACUGAGGGUAUAUUUCGUGUAUCAGCUGAUGCUGAUGAAGUUAGUGCACUUAAAUUAUGUCUUGAUAAAUAUGAAGAUAGUGGUACAUUAUCAGCAUCACAAGAUGCACAUGCACCAGCUUCAUUACUUAAAUUAUGGGUUAGAGAAUUAUAUGAGCCACUUAUACCAGAUAUUUUUUAUUCUGAAUGUGUUUCAAUGAGACAUGAUGAGACUGAAGCUGCGGCUGUUUGUGCAACAGCAAUUAUUGAUAGACUUCCUGAUUUAAAUCGUCGUGUAUUGUCUCAUUUAAUACGUUUUCUUCAGAUAUUUGCAAGAUCAGAUGUUGUACAACGUACUAAAAUGGAUGCAAAUAAUUUAGCAAUGGUAAUGGCACCAAAUAUAUUACGAUGUACCUCUCAAGAUCCACGAGUUAUACUUGAAAAUGCAAGAAAAGAAAUGGCUUUUGUUCGGAUAUUAAUUGAAUCAUUAGAAACAGCUUGGGUGGAUGAUUUACACUGAUAUAUAUCUAUUAUAUUAUUAUCUGCACAUAAUCUUUUUUUAUCAUUUUUUUGCCAUCCUAGUUUUAUUCCUCUUUUUGUCUCUUGUCUCACACUAUGCCAAAUAAUAAAAUGAACAUAUUGAAGGAAAAAAAAAAUCAAGAUGAUUAAAUACAAUAAUAAAAUUAAUUUAAAUAUAUAAAAAAAAACGAAAAAAAAAAAAAAAAAGUAACAAAAUAAUAUAAAUAAAAAAUUAAAAAUAAACAA